Molecule: messenger RNA, 4026 nt
Organism: Apodemus sylvaticus (European woodmouse)
Lineage: Eukaryota; Metazoa; Chordata; Mammalia; Rodentia; Muridae
Gene: Arhgef3
Product: Rho guanine nucleotide exchange factor 3
Exons: 13
Coding region: 478-2133 (551 amino acids)
Biological process (GO): intracellular signal transduction; positive regulation of Rho protein signal transduction
Molecular function (GO): guanyl-nucleotide exchange factor activity
Source: RefSeq, a predicted model, not a curated record
GGGACGCCGAGGUAAGAGCAGCAGGAACAUCGCGUCGCGUGACCCUCCUUUCACCCGCCGCCCCGACCAGAGCUGGGUCCUCAUGGCCACUUUGGGGCGCGUCGGGUAGAUAGUGCCACUGUCUGCUUCUGCCCGCCUCCGCUCCUGCCGGGGACCCCCCAACUUCGGUCCCCACUGAUAGCUACUGGGAGAAAGUUCCCAGAGCCACUUCCGGGAGGGAGGCGCCACCUGUCUGGGGCGCGCCCUGUCGCUGGACUUCUCCAAGGCAGUGUCUCUAGCCACUUGGCACGGACCCGGGUACCACCGCCGUCAGCAAGAUCCUUACGCCGGAGACCGCGUCUUUUAAACUGCGCAGCGGACAGUCUUGAGAUGAGAGGCGCCCGCCCAGGGCUUAAGGUGAUCCGGAAUGCCGAGUAGCCAGAAGCUAGAAAGAAGAUCUGGGCCCGGCACAAGCAGUCUGCAGAGCCCUUCACAGUAAUGAAUCAGCGCAUUUACAGAGCAAUGGAAGAGCACAAGGAAAGACCCAAGCGGCCGAGGCAGAAGAACUUCUCCAUGUUUCCCUCUCCCAAAGCCUGGAAUUUCAGAGGGCGGAAACGGAAGCAGAGCGCCCAGGAUGAAGAUGCCGUCAGCCUGUGCAGUCUUGACAUAAGUGAACCUAGUAACAAAAGGGUCAAACCCCUUUCCAGAGUCACAUCACUAGCGAACCUCAUCCCACCUGUGAAGACCACACCAUUAAAGCGCUUCAGCCAAACCUUGCAGCGGUCCAUCAGCUUCCGCAGCGAGAGCCGCCCUGACAUCCUCGCCCCCCGAGCCUGGUCCAGAAAUGCCACCUCGUCAAGCACGAAGCGGAGGGACAGCAAACUCUGGAGCGAGACCUUCGAUGUGUGUGUCAAUCAGGCGCUCACGGCCAAGGAGAUCAAGAGACAGGAGGCGAUCUUUGAGCUUUCUCAAGGUGAAGAAGACUUGAUAGAGGACUUGAAAUUAGCAAAAAAGGCCUACCAUGACCCCAUGCUGAAACUCUCAAUAAUGACAGAACAAGAACUGAAUCAGAUUUUUGGGACACUGGACUCUCUAAUUCCUCUCCAUGAAGAGCUCCUUCGUCAGCUUCGAGAUGUUCGGAAGCCCGAUGGCUCGACUGAGCACGUUGGUCCCAUCCUCGUGGGCUGGCUGCCUUGUCUCAGCUCCUACGACAGCUACUGCAGCAAUCAGGUGGCUGCCAAAGCCCUGCUGGACCACAAAAAGCAGGACCACAGAGUGCAGGAUUUCCUCCAGCGCUGUUUAGAAUCACCCUUCAGCCGCAAACUCGAUCUCUGGAAUUUCCUUGAUAUUCCCCGGAGCCGUCUAGUGAAGUAUCCUCUGCUCCUUCGAGAAAUUCUGAGGCACACGCCAAAUGAUAACCCAGACCAGCAGCACCUGGAAGAAGCUAUAAACAUCAUUCAGGGAAUUGUGGCAGAAAUCAACACCAAGACUGGGGAAUCGGAAUGCCGCUAUUACAAAGAGCGGCUUCUUUACUUGGAAGAAGGCCAGAAAGAUUCCCUGAUUGACAGCUCGAGGGUCCUGUGUUGUCAUGGAGAGCUGAAAAAUAACCGGGGUGUGAAACUUCACGUUUUCCUGUUCCAAGAAGUGCUGGUGAUCACCCGAGCUGUCACUCACAACGAGCAGCUCUGCUAUCAGUUGUACCGGCAGCCCAUCCCUGUGAAGGACCUCACGUUGGAAGACCUGCAGGAUGGAGAAGUGCGGCUGGGUGGCUCCCUGCGUGGGGCCUUCAGCAACAACGAGAGAAUUAAAAACUUCUUCAGAGUCAGUUUCAAAAAUGGAUCCCAAAGUCAGACCCACUCGCUACAAGCCAACGACACCUUCAACAAACAGCAGUGGCUCAACUGUAUCCGUCAGGCCAAAGAGACAGUCCUGUCUGCUGCAGGGCAGGCCGGCUUGCUUGACUCCGAGGCACUGGUCCAGGGUCCCAGCACUGAGAUCGGAGAGCCACAGGGAGAAACAAAACUUGAGCAGAUGGACCAAUCGGACAGUGAGUCGGACUGCAGUAUGGACACCAGCGAGGUCAGCCUGGAGUGUGAGCGGAUGGAACAGACAGACGCUUCCUGUGCAGACAGUAGGCCGGAGGAGAGCGUCUGAGGGAUGGCUGUGACCUUGGAGGCCCGCGUCUUACCUGUACAGUGUUCGCCUUCCACACAUGACCCAUUUGGAGAGGCACUUUGUAAUACUUCUGUGCCCGUGUUGGCCUAGUUCCCCGUGUCUGCUCCUUGUCCCUAGUACUGUAACUGCCACCCAGUCUGUGUCAGCUUGCAGCAGCGCUUUCCCUGUUGCUGUACCUCACAAGCAUCUAGAUGAGUCGGGAGGAACUGACCGUGUUACUUUGGAUUGUCCAACUUUCAAACCAGGUCUCUAAACUACUGUUCUGCAUGGACUGGGCUGGCGAGGCCUUUGUCCCAUGCGUCCCUAGUGUUCCAGCUCUGAUAUAGUAGCUGAAGCCCUCGCAUGGAGGGAGCUUUGCAGAGAACUGAGAUGGAAUUUGAAGGGAAGGCAGAAAGUCUAAUUAACCCUUGGAAUGAACACGGGUUCCGUGUUAUUCAACCAGAAAACAUGAAAACGUCCCUGAGGGUUUCUGAGGUUUAAUUUUGCAGAGGAGGAAGCCUUGUUUUGAAGCCUGUGGUUUCAUCCAGUGCAAGCCGAAUGUAAUGAUCUAUGAAGACCUGAAACAGAGGUGGCUUUAGAGAGGGCUGAGACCAAAGCAGCUGCUGGACAGGCCUGGUGGCACAGGCCUACAAUCCUGGCACUUGGGGGCGGGAAGAUACAGGGUUCAAGAACAGCCUUGGCUACACACAAGUUCUGCGUCAAACUGAGCUAGUUCCACAGUAUAAACAAAGCAGAGCUAAAAGCACUUGCCAGCUCGGAAUAUUCAAUUGAAGUGGCGGGUGGCUGGGGGAGGCGUUUGUCAUGGCCAGUGGCUUGCCACUAGAAGAGCCAUUUCUAGCCUCCGACACCAGAGAGCGUCGGGCCAGGGGAGAUCUGUCAGGGCCCAUCAACAUUGGGUUUCAUCCGCCUCAGCCACUCCUGUUUUCAAGUAGAAGACUGUGACUGCACUCGUGACUCUGUUUACAAACAAGAGAGAAGGACUUGGGGGUGAGAAAUGUGUCACUGUCACCGAAGCCUCCUGUAAGAACCAGGGAAAUUGAAGUUACUCCUGAGGGUCUCAGGAUUGCCUGCUCUGCUUUCGGGGCCCUGGUUCUUGAGCUGCGGUCAGACUGGUGGCUAAUUCCCCUUGAGGCCAGUUUCGUUAGCUCUCAUUAACCAGGGUCAGCUAGCCAGACUGGAAAGUUCUUGGUUUCAGCCUUGAUUUACAGAGCAAGGAUGGGUAAGGAAAAAACUUGAGGGAGAAAAAAAAAGUUGACAAACUACACAGAACAGCUUCUUGCAAGUGUAAAUACUUAGGGGAUUUGUACAAAAUUAUACCCACACCAGCGCUAGUAGUGAUGAUUCUAAAUUAUUGCCAAAAAGUUUUUGUCGUUAAUUUCUGCAUCAAGUUUACAGAAAAGAAAGCAGCAAAUAUAAAGUUGUCCCUUUACUGUGCCACGUGUGCACUGAAAGAAGCUGUGUGACAAGAGCCACCAAUAGAAAAACAAGGUAUAUGACAUUGUUAUUUUUCAAGACAUGAUCAGUUCUACCCUGUAAAGCACAUUUCUAUAUUUAUAGAUUUUAACCGUGAUGAUUCUUUUUUUUCUAUUACAAGUUUAUUUAAAACCAUUUUGUUUCUCAAGUUGCUGACUGAGUGAAUAAACCUGCUCCAGGCAGACACAGUGCAAACCUGAGACAGGACACUGGAGGACAGAGGAAGACCUGAACUGUUCUCUGUAGAGCCGCUGGCCACUGUGGCCAGUGCGUUAUGAAAAGGUCUGUUGGGGUCAGCCUGUGGGAAGAGUGGGGACGGAUGUUUUGGUGAAAUGAAUACUUUUGUAUAAUGGCCUUAAACUUUUCUGGAAGCAUUUCAAAUAAAUUGCAUUAAAAAUA